Messenger RNA from Vigna angularis (adzuki bean), 554 nucleotides. RefSeq lists its product as uncharacterized. The transcript is spliced from 3 exons. The coding region runs from base 16 to 438 and encodes 140 amino acids. NCBI's taxonomy places the organism in Eukaryota, Viridiplantae, Streptophyta, Magnoliopsida, Fabales, Fabaceae. The record is from RefSeq and is a predicted model, not a curated record.
GGACGAUGUAAGUCUAUGACCAAUUAUUUAUAUAUAAAAUUCAUUUGUAUAUCAAGUAUCCUUAUAUCAAAGUUAAUUUUUGAUUUCAGGUAUAUGUCUGGGGUCACUAAUAAGUUGGGGCGUUCUGAUGAUUAUGGAUUCAUUGAUCCCCAAUCAAUUCAUGAAUCAAAUGAUUUUGAGCAUAUCAACAUGAGUCUGAUAAGAAGUUUUGGAAGGGGCAAGAAAAUAUACUUUUUGCCUUAUAUAUCCGGGCGCCAUUGGCAACUUCUUGUUAUGUCUAUGCAAGACAACUAUGCUUUGUGGUUCUGCUCAUUGCACAGGCCUCCUCCCACACAACUCAAACAAGCAAUUGAUUGUUCUAUUCCAGCAAGUAUGAUGAUGGGUGGGAGAUCAAUUGUUAACAGUAGAAAGAUUGCUUGGAUUUCUCUCAAGGUUUGACAUAUGCUAAAGUCAUACUUUGUUAUAAUUGUUUUAUAACAAAUGUUAUUAACUAACUAUUAUCAACUGUGAUGAUAUAUUGUAGUGUAACAGACAAAAUGGGUCAUAUGAGUGUG